Molecule: messenger RNA, 954 nt
Organism: Helianthus annuus (common sunflower)
Lineage: Eukaryota; Viridiplantae; Streptophyta; Magnoliopsida; Asterales; Asteraceae
Exons: 1
Coding region: 1-954 (317 amino acids)
Source: RefSeq, a predicted model, not a curated record
AUGGAACUAAAUGAGUAUAUUCGCCCAUAUGUUUUGUAUCUUGAUAAUGAGAUGUGGGUUGGUGAGAAAACAUUGGAAGGCUUUUCAAAAUCGGUGAAACCAUUGAUCCAAAUUGGUGCAAAACGCCAGCCCUGUAAUCUCAUUAGGCUGAUUCAACUAGAAUCUACUAUUGGUUUUCAUGGAGUUGCAAAUUUUGACCACACUGGUCACCAUCAUAUUCCAUCUAUACUAUCAAGUGUACAAUAUACUGAUGUUCCAUCUUCAGAUUGUUGGAGUUUACCUGUCGUAACCCUUACAAUGAUUGCGCUUUCUCUUCCUGAACUUGAAAACCAGGCAGUUGAUUGCUUGUUUGAAAGUGUUAGGGAAGGUCUAAGAUAUGUCCAAUUGGUGGAAGAAAGCCUCAAUUGUACGUAUGAUCGUGUAAGCUUUCAAAAGGCAGCUCGAACUUUGUGGGAUGAAAUUAAAUUUGAGGAAAGAUGGCUAGGAAAUAAGCUAAGAGAUUUUCAAGUGCAUAUAGCUAGACAGAUUGUUGAAUGGUUCAGGGAUAAAGCUACACAUUACUUGUCGGGGGACGGAAAUACAGAGAUUGAUUCGAUAGGGGAGUCUAUUUGUGCCGACUCAAUGCAUCGCAUAACUGAAACAAUUUUGCGUACCUUCUACACCAACAAUGAUGCCCCGAAGAGCCAGGAGGAACUAUUCGAGACCUUAUCAUCAAUGAUCGCUGACAUAAUUGGAGCUUGUCUCACCAACUUACCACAAAUCAUAACAAUGAAAUGCCACACUUAUUCGAGAGAGGAAAGGCAGGCCAGGGUCAAAGAUGCAGCCAAGCUUCUAGGUGAGACUACACAAAUAAUCGAAAUGCUUCAAGAUCACGAUAUUCCAAACAUAUAUCCAAGUGACAUGCCAUUUCUCGGUAAAUGGCGUGCUUAUUUUAGAGAAUCCCUUAUUCCUUAA